Messenger RNA from Symbiodinium sp. CCMP2456, 1398 nucleotides. NCBI's taxonomy places the organism in Eukaryota, Dinophyceae, Suessiales, Symbiodiniaceae. The record is from the annotation of a GenBank genome assembly.
AUGAAGGGGUUCCCGCUGAAUGAGGUUCCCUCGAUGGGAAGCCUCAAUUGGCUGCUGCUUUGUGCAGUGUGCUUGGUGGAAGGGAUGGACAUGAACCUGCUGCCAUCAUCUUUCCGUGCGAUGGAAGCUGAGCUUGGGUUUUCGCCAAAUAGCCUGGCGAUUUUUCAGGCACUUCAAGGUGCUGCGCAGGCACUCUCUGGGAUUGCUUGGGCGAAUCUAAUUGACAGUGGCCAUUCAUGCAAGCAGGUGGUUUGCAGCGGAGUUCUUGGAUGGGCCGUCGCCAACUGCAUUCUGGCGUGCAGCGAGUCCGUGGCUAUGAUCUGUGCCUUCAGGGUCUUCAACGGCCUUUGCCUUGGCAUGGUGCUGCCAGUGGUGCAGUCUCAGAUUGCGACGCACGUGCGGCCAGAAUUUAUGGGCAGUUACUUUGGCCUCCUCGCUGCAUCAAUGGGGCUUGGGAAGAUUAUCGCCCUCGCGAUUGCCGCGCCCUUGGCCGAGGAAGUCGUGCUUGGAGUUCCUGGCUGGCGUGCAGCUCUCGCGAUCACUGCAUGCCUUUCCUUGACCAUUGCUGUCGCAUUUCAUCUGUUCUUCCACGCGCCAUCAGCUGCCACUCCUCGACACAAGGUUGACCUGCUGGAGGAAUGCAAGAAGUUUGCAGGCUACCUGGGGAAGCCGACUUUCUGCGUUGUGUUAUGCCAAGGACUUGUUGGUACGAUCCCCAAUGCAGCGCUGUCCUUUCAACUUCUCUUUAUGCAGUACAGCGGGCUGUCCGAUACGAGGGUGGCCAUUGCGGCCAGCAUGUGUGUUGUGGGCACAAUGUUUGGUGGACCUUUGGGUGGAUACAUCGGUGACCGGCUGGAGAGGUGGAGCAAGCAACACGGACGACCCUUCACCGGGCAAGUUUCGGUGUUGCUGGGCAUUCCGCUGAUGUACAUCAUGUUCUUCGCCCCGGUCUCUCCUGACAUGUUCUGGCACUUCGCUACCAUCAACUUUGUCUCAGGGCUUUUGGCGCACUGGGCAGCCUCAGGCUGCAAUCAACCCCUGCUGGCUCGCAUCGUCCCGUCGGGCAGCAAGGCGUCUGUCAUGGCCUGGGAGUACAGUCUCGAGUCUCUCAGUGGUCAAACGAUCGGGCCGCUUAGCGUCUCCUUGCUUGCGACCCACGCGAUGAAGUACAAAACUCAGGAGAUGCCGAUUGCAGACAUGCCCUCUGCCGACAGGAUUGCCAAUGCUACUGCGCUUGGCAAGGGGCUGUUCAUAAGCACAGUCUUCCCCUGGAUGCUCUGUGCUGCUCUCUACUCCUUCUUACACUUCUGUGACCUAUCUGCUCAGGACGGCGAAGGAGAGACGAUUCUCGCCAAGCAGAAGACGACGCCAAAGACCUACGCGGAAGCCAGACUGUGA